This is a messenger RNA of Macaca mulatta (Rhesus monkey), 7928 nucleotides long. The record is from RefSeq and is a predicted model, not a curated record. NCBI's taxonomy places the organism in Eukaryota, Metazoa, Chordata, Mammalia, Primates, Cercopithecidae.
CCGACCUUAAAUUUCUUUCUUAAGGUGGACCCCUCUCUGCUUCUAUUACCCAUUUGUCCUUGCAAUGUCCUUGUCAAUACUCAGAGACGUUUGGUCUUAAUGUUGUCAACUUUUCCCACCAGAGCCCAUAACAUAUUAGUCAUAGUUAUUUUAAAUUCCACGUCUGGUAAUUUCAGCAUCUGUGUCAUGUCCCAGGCUGGCUCUGAUGCUCCUUCUGACUGACUUUUCUUUCUUUUUUCUUUUUUUUUCUUUUUUGAGACAGAGUCUCGCUCUGUCAACCAGGCCGAGUGCAAUGGCACGAUCUCCGCUCACUGCAAACUCCGCCUCCUGGGUUCAAGCAAUUCUCAUGCCUCAGCCUCCCAGUAGCUGGGAUUACAGGCGUGUACGACCACGCCUGGCUAAUUUUUGUAUUUUUAGUAGAGACGGGGUUUCACCAUGUUGGCCAAGCUGGUUUCAAACUCCUGACCUUAGGUGAUCCCCCUCGCCUCAGCCUCCCAAAGUGCUGGGAUUACAGGCGUGAGCCACUGUGCCUGGCCCCUGACUGACUUUUCUUAUCUUUUUUCAUGCCUUGUUUUUCUGGAAAGCCAGUCAGGGUAUACUAGAUAACAGGAACUGAGAUAAAUAGGUCUUAGGGUGAGAAUUUAUGUUACUCUGGCUGGGGCUGGGCUGUGUUUGACAUUUUUCUGUGGCUGUAGGAGUCCAAACCUAAUGGCUAUGGCCCAGGCUCUGUGUCACUGCCACCUCUGUACACCCGUUUGGAGCCCUGUGUUGAUGUGUGACUAUCACCCAGUUCUGAGUCCCAGCUGGGAAGUAGGGGCCAUUGUAGAUGCCCUCCCUGGGCCUGUGUGCCCUCCGACUCCAUCCUGGCUCUGCCUGUGCCCUGCUCUCUAUGCAGGGAGCCCCUGCAGUCCGCAUUUCCCACCCUAGCAGCCCUCUGCUAGGUUCAGCCAAUGAAAGUCACAGGUGAGAGUUGGAGGGGAGGUGGCAGGGCGAAGCCGGGGUAUUUCUCCCGCUCUCUCUGCGCAGAAUCUCUGACGGUGGCUAUCUCCAGCUCUGGCCAGACAGGCCUUGUGAGGGUCCAGCUUUUACAAGGUGACCAUAGCUCCUUGGCUCCGGUAACAUUUGCUCUCCCUGCAUCAAGGACCUGGGGACUGUUCCUACUGUUGCUGAUCUCAAGGUUACUUCACUGAGCCCUGUAUGGCUUCUUAGCCUCUUUGACUUCAAGUCCCUGCAUUACAUAUCCUGUGUUUCAAAUACUCAGAGAUGUUUGGUCUCGAGCAGAGACACUGACUCUUACAUUGUACCUGUUCAGGCCAGAGCCACAGACCUCUGAGCGCUCCAGCCCUGCUGCAUCUAAUCCACCCCCAGCUCUGCCAGGAGCACGAGCCCAAAGGCAGAAACACGGUCCCCCAGGACAGUCCAAAGAGACCUGCAGAGGACGGAUGUGUGCGUUGGGGCCAUGAAGAUGGAGUAGGAGCUCACUGGACAGAGAAGAUGGGGAAGGACACUCUAGGGAGGAGCGAAUGCUGAGGUCCACUUGAGAAAAUGCCUGGGUGGUUUUGGUGCUGUGAGAUUCUGGGGUACGUGAGGCUGUGUGUGAGCGUCUGUAUGUGUGUGUUGGGGGGGUGGGGCAGGGUUGGGUCUGAAUCUUCAGCAGGGGCAGCAGAACAAAGGGCUAGAUGCCCACCCCAGGGGGUAGACUCAUCAGUGCUCCCUAUGCGAGAGUGGAAGUGGGAAGCCCCAGUGGGUCCUGGGCUGCAGGAGAAUCCGUUGCCCCAGGAGCAGAGACUGGGAAGAAGCACACAGUUAAGGGCAAAGAGUGGACUGCGGUAGCUGCUCCGUCCCCCCUCCCCACCCCUAGGCCAGGUUUCGCUUCUCCCUGAGAGUCCUGGGGCAACACCCCCUGUCCUUUCCCUCGCGCCCCCAUUUUUAAACUUACGUGAGAGCUUUCGGGGACCGGCUGCGGGCAUCCCUUCCCCUAGCCCAGUGGGUGGUGGAACCGGAGCCCAGGAGUCCAGCCCUCUGGCCCUGCGCCUCCCUGGCUAAAUAGCGCCCUGUGGGGAGGAAGCAGGGCCCCAGGCGGAACCGGGAAAACACACCGGGACUUUCUACAAACCCGGCCACUCCCACUGAAUUGGGAAAGCGGUUAAAAGAGGUCGUACCGCAUUCUGCGCCGCGUCCCUCUUCCUUCAGUCCAGCCGCAUGUCCCCGACCAGAGGUGGCCUCCUAGAAGGGGAGGUCCCCAAACUCGAGGCCCUGCGUGUAGGGGAGGGGAGCGCCCGCCCCUUCCCCGCCGCUGUGAGCGCCCCGGGAGGGAAGUCGGGCUGCCGUCCCUCCGCCUCUUCCCCCGCGGGGCGAAGCGAUGGCUCGGGCCGGGGCCGGGGCGCUGCUGGCGCUUUGGGUGCUCGGGGCCGCAGCGCAUCCGCAGUGCCUGGACUUCAGGCCGCCCUUCCGGCCGCCGCAGCUGCUGCGCCUCUGCGCGCAGUAUUCGGACUUCGGCUGCUGCGAUGAAGGGCGCGACGCCGAACUGACCCGCCGCUUCUGGGACCUGGCGAGCCGCGUGGACACCGCCGAGUGGGCCGCGUGCGCCGGCUACGCGAGGGACCUGCUGUGCCAGGAAUGCUCUCCGUAUGCAGCCCACCUCUAUGACGCUGAGGACCCGUUCACACCCCUGCGCACGGUGCCCGGGCUCUGCCAGGACUACUGCCUGGACAUGUGGCAUAAGUGCCGGGGGCUGUUCCGUCACCUAUCAACCGACCAGGAGCUCCGGGCGCUGGAGGGCAACCGUGCCAGGUUCUGCCGCUACCUGUCCCUGGAUGACACGGACUACUGCUUUCCUUACCUGCUGGUCAACAAGAACCUCAACUCAAACCUGGGCCAUGUGGUGGCCGAUGCCAAGGGCUGCCUGCAGCUGUGCCUGGAGGAGGUGGCCAACGGGCUGCGCAACCCCGUGGCCAUGGUCCAUGCCAGGGAUGGCACCCACCGCUUCUUCGUGGCCGAGCAGGUGGGGCUGGUGUGGGCCUACCUGCCCGACCGCUCAAGGCUGGAGAAGCCUUUCCUGAACAUCAGCUGGGCGGUGCUCACCUCGCCCUGGCAGGGUGACGAGCGUGGCUUCCUGGGCAUUGCCUUUCACCCCCGCUUCCGGCACAACCGCAGGCUCUACGUCUACUACUCAGUGGGUAUCCGCACCAGUGAGUGGAUCCGCAUCAGCGAGUUCAGGGUCUCUGAGGAUGAUGAGAACGCCGUGGACCACAGCUCUGAGAGGAUACUCCUGGAGGUCAAAGAACCAGCUUCAAACCACAACGGGGGUCAGCUGCUGUUCGGGGAUGACGGGUACCUCUACAUCUUCACCGGAGAUGGCGGGAUGGCCGGAGACCCCUUUGGGACAUUCGGAAAUGCCCAAAACAAGUCGGCGCUGCUGGGCAAGGUGCUGCGCAUCGACGUGGACCGUAAGGAGCGCGGCCUGCCCUAUGGCAUCCCGCCCGACAACCCGUUCGUGGGCGACCCCGCCGCGCAGCCCGAGGUCUAUGCCCUGGGCGUGCGCAACAUGUGGCGCUGCUCCUUCGACCGCGGCGACCCCGCGUCGGGCGCGGGCCGCGGGCGCCUCUUCUGCGGCGAUGUGGGCCAGAACAAGUUCGAGGAGGUGGACCUGGUGGAGCGCGGCGGCAACUACGGCUGGCGCGCGCGCGAGGGGUUCGAGUGCUACGACCGCAGCCUGUGCGCCAACUCCUCCCUCAAUGAUGUGCUGCCGAUUUUCGCUUACCCUCACACGAUUGGCAAGUCGGUCACAGGGGGCUACGUGUACCGGGGCUGCGAGUACCCCAAUCUGAACGGCCUCUACAUUUUUGGGGAUUUCAUGACCGGGCGUCUGAUGUCCCUCCACGAGAACCCAGGGACAGGCCAGUGGCACUACAGUGAGAUCUGCAUGGGCCAUGGCCAGACCUGGGAGCUGUACUUCAUGUCGACAGGGGAGCCGAGUGCCACAGCUCCACGUGGGGUUGUCUACAAAAUAAUUGACCCAUCCAGGCGGGCACCACCUGGCAAGUGUCAGAUCCAGCCUGCUCAGGUGAAGAUCAGAAGCCGCCUCAUCCCCUUUGUGCCCAAAGAAAAGUUCAUCCCGAAGACACGGAGCACCGCGCGGCCUACAGCGCGGGCGCCCACCCGGGCGCCCCGCCGCAGGCGCCCCACGGUAGCUCCACCCCCUCCCACCCCGCGGCCAGCGCGGCCCACCCAGCAGCCAGGGAGCCGCAGGGGCGGCGGGCGCCGGCGGGGGCGGCUGAACUCGGCGAACCGGGCGUUCCGGGAUGGUGACGUGCGCCUGGUUCGGCCCGCGGGCCUGAGCUCCGGCAGCGGGCGCGUGGAGGUGUUCGUGGGCGGACGCUGGGGCACCGUGUGCGACGACUCCUGGAACAUCAACGGCGCCGCCGUCGUGUGUCGCCAGCUGGGGUUUGCCUACGCCGUGCGCGCCGUCAAGAGCGCCGAGUUCGGCCAGGGCGGCUCGCUGCCCAUUCUGCUGGACAAUGUGCGUUGCGCGGGCUGGGAGCGCAACCUGCUGGAGUGCCAGCACAACGGCGUGGGCACCCAUAACUGCGAGCACGACGAGGAUGCGGGCGUCGUGUGCAGCCACCAGAACCCCGACCUGUAGGCAACACGCCGCUGCCCCCAGGCCAUCCUGCCGGCGGGGAAGCCUGGCCGCUCCGCCCUGUGUGCCCGCGGCGGGUGCACACGCUUUCUAGGGUGAAGGGGGUGCGGGUGUGUGCUGUCCUGGGGACCUGUGUGAGGCGCUGCAGUGCAUGUGUGUCCUCCGCAGACCCAAGGCAGGAGUGUGUGUUGGCGGGGGUGUGGGCUGUGGGAGUGCAUGGUCCAUCCUGGGCCGGAGGAGUUCCUUUCUUACCUCCAAGCAUUCCAGACACCAGCAGGAACACAGCCUGCUAUGGGACCCUGAGGAGGAAGGGCAGCCAGGCUUCGAGGAUGGACAUGGCCCCUGGCUUUGCUAACAGAGGCACAGCUGGCAGACUGAGGGCGGUGGGGGAAACCAGGCUUGUCCUGCCCACAGCUGGAAUGGAAGGUGCCAGAACAUCCGGAGGGUGGCCUGAGGAAGGUAGCCCAGAGAGUAUGGCCUGGUGCCUGCCCCCGCCCCUUAACCCCCGCAGUCAGAGGCGCUGGAAAGAACCGGAAGGCACCCAGUGGGGAAGGGAAAGCCUUCUGGAGGCUGGGAGCAGGGUGAGCUGCAGGCCUGGGGCCCCACUGGAGGGGCAGGCUGCGUGGAGGGGCCAGCACCUGCUCAGGGAGGGUGGCUUUGGGAGGACUGGAUGACCUCCAAGGCCGUGUGCUGGAGAAGCCACUCAGCAGCAUACCCAGCCCUUGCGGGUGCUCCUGGGAUGGCGCUAGCCUCCUCCAACCCCGAGGCCUGAUUCUCGCUUGCUCUCGGGGCAGGAGCCACCCACACUAGCUGGGCAGAGCUUUCACCCUGACCCUCCAGUGAGUGGGUGGGCCUCCACUACUUUCAAAGCUGUGUUUGGGCUCUGGGGCCACCUCUGUCCUUUCCAUCCCCGUCCCUGCUCAGUGUAAACCCAGGAGACCUGAUUCCUCCAACCCUACCUCGGGGCUGACCAGGCUGGGGAUUCCGUGAGACUACUGACACUUUUUCACCCAGGGCUAUGCCAACCAUGUGGCUGUUUCCACACCACUCUCCUGCCUCCUCUCUGACCUGCGCCUGUGUGGGAGCCAGGGUGGGAACCGGGAGAAAGGGUGAGGCCUGCCGCCUCCCACCUGCAUCACAGGUGGAAGCUCCUUUGCUCCAGGGAUGCUCGGCCCUGGCUCUGUGCCAGGCCGCAGAGGGGCACUAAGUGUGACUAUGCUCAGCCUCGGACAGGAGCAUGGGUGGGGGUGGGUAAGCUGAUGAGUCAGCAGGCAGCGAGGACAGGACGUGGCCCAUGUCGGGGGUUGGAAGAGGUCUGGGUGGGGCACCCAAACCCAGCCGGUGGGGGAAGGCUUUGGGGAGGUAGUGAUGCUGUGCCAAGUUCUGGGAACUGGCACCAGGGGUGGCCGGGCAGGCACAUGGGUCAGGCACGAGUCUGGCAGGGUCUCCUAGCCACUAGUAUAGGGUCUCCUAGCUGCUAGUAUAGGAUCUCCUAGCUGCUAGUAUAGGGUCUCCUAGCUGCUAGUAUAGGAUCCUGGGCUGCAGCAGAAAGCUUUAGGGUCACUCUCUUGUACUCUUCAUACUCAGUGCUUUACAGAAGGGGAAACUGAGGCGCACAGCAGUUAGAUAUCUUAGGGCACCAAGCCAGGGAAGGGAGAAGCCAAGUUUGAAUACAGCAGCUUAGUCUAGAGCCCCCGCACCCUGACCACUGCCCCAGCUCCACUAUGCCUGCAGAGAGGGGUGUGCUGGGGCUCCUGCCUGGUGUGGGGGUGCCAGCCUGGCUGGGAAGCAGCUGUUGGGGAUACCUGGGGGCUCCUCUUGCCUGGCAUGUGGCCCUGCUGCUGGCCUCCUGCUCCUCUCAGGCCUCCAGCGGCCUAGGGGUGGUUGAGUGGGCGUCUUCCCGGGAUGCAAGGGAGUUCUGAACUCUGAUGCAGGGGGGUCAGGAGAUAGCAGGCCAUUAGUGGCCAUCCCGGCUGAAUUCCUCACUGUGCAGAUGGGGAAGCGAGCUCAGGGAGGCUGAGUGUCCCAGGCCUGUUGCCAGAUGAAGCCACGCUGAGACGAGGCCAGGGAAGGUGCAGCAAGCCUUGAGGCCAAGAAUGUGGCCAAACCAGGGCCCUGCUCGCCUGGCUCCAGAAGCUGUUUUGCUCAGAGAUGGAUUAGGAGGGUUGGCAAAGGGAGCUCUGGGUAUGGCCUCAGGCCCUCCAAUACUUCUCUGGGCAGUUUGGGCCUUGGCCGUGAGUCCUCCAGUCCAGGUGCUCUCCCUCCCCAACCUCCAACUCAUCACCUCUCAGGCCCCAAACUAGGCCUGGGCUAGGCUGUUGCCUGACUCCUGGGGACUGACUCCAUGGUCCCCAGGUCAGUGGUCCCCAACCUUUUUGGCAUCAGGGGCAGUUUUCAUGUAAGACAAUUUUUCCAUGGAUGGGGGUUGGGGGGAUGGUUUCGGGAUGAAAUGUCCCACUUCAGAUCAUCAGGCAUUAGAUUCUCAUAAGGAGUUCACAGCCUAGAUCCCUCGCAUGCACAGUUCACAGUAUGUUCCUAUGCGGAUCUAAUGCUGCUGCUGAUCUGACAGGAGGCAGAGCUCAGGUGGGAAUGCUCGCCCCCCACACUACCCUCCCCCACUGCCGCUCACCUCCUGCUGUGUGGCCUGGUUCCUAAUAGGCUGCCCAUCAGUACUGGUCCUUGGCCCAGGGUUUGGGGACUCCUGCCCUAAGUAGUAAUAAGAGUGGACAGCUGUUAUACGUAAAUACUUGUUCCCAGUGCUGGAAAGAAAUAGCACUAGAACAUAAAUUUAAUUCUCUCAACAAGGCAAUUUUACUUUCUGCAGAAAGAGUGCUCAUCACAGAUGGAACAAUGGCAAACGCACACCUGAACAAAGGAGGGAAGCAAUGUUUAGCCUUUACGCAGUUUGUCCCUGCUACUGUGUCCUGUGUCCAUUGGCUUGAGCCAGACCGCACAAUCUAAACUAAAACCCGAUUGGCUGUUUAAAACUUUUCUAAAUAGGUAAAAGUAAUGGAAGGAUAAAGGAAAAGAGGAAGUUGCUUAAGAAAGGACUUAGGAAAGUAAUAAUAUUCCCAAAUAAGGAAGGGGCCUAGGGUGCGAGCUGGGACAUGCCUGCAAGCACGUCUAUCACAGAUAUUUUGGUUAAAAUACAAGGAUGUAGAAUGUACUAUGUGCCUGUGAGCAUGUCUAACAGUUACAUAGGAUAGGGCUUAACAAAGAGUUAUUAGCAUAAAGCAAGGAGGCUUGAAGGAAGUUCGUCUUUAAAAUAAACUAUUAUUUCUUUUUU